AAGUUACACGCUUGGUGUGGCAGAGACUGUGUGUUUUUGCGUGAGAGGAGAUUGAGAAGGAGUCAUGUCACCGGUCGGCUGCCCCUACAAGAUCAGGAUUGAGGUGGCCACAGUAAACAGGAAGGGGGCGUUCAAGGCGUUCAUCAGGCUGUCAGUGUGGAAUUGUCACGGAUUAUUAUUAUUUUUUUUUCUUUUCUCCUAGUGUCAUCUGGAAAGCGGUAGUGUGUUGUGCCCCGCCAAGAGUGUGACAGCUGUGUAAUUAGUGACCAGCGAGGAGGAAUGGCCAAGCAAAGCUGCCUCAUCGUUCUGUCUGCCUCUCCUCUGGGUGUUUCAGCACCUUCCUUCCUUCAGUGCUACAAGUUGACACAGUCUGCUUUUAACAUUGAAAUUGCUACACCAGAGGCCACUCCUCCUGUUUUCAUCGACAAGGAUGACCAGAGUAGCCGGUGGUUAAAUGACAUAGCUGCUAAGAAUCUCCUUGAACCCCGGUCACUGAGUGAAGUUCAAGGUGGGCAGUACUCGUGUGUUGUGGUGCCUCACAGUCCUGGUGCUAGUGAGGACUUGGCUUCCUGCAAGGUGCUGGGCAAAAUCCUCACACAUUGCCUGGCAGAAAGAAAGCCAGUGUGUGCAAUUGGCCUGGGGGUGUGUGCCUUGCUUUCGGCAGUGAAGGGGGAGCCACCACAGUGGGCCUUUCGGGACAUUGCUCUGACAGGGACAAAGCAAAGGAAAAUGAUUAGACGACACAAUAAACUGGCAACAGAUUAUAAAAGUUUUCUGUCUUCCACACAUCUUCCUGGUAAUGUAUUACUACUGCAAAAGUUAUAAACAGACCAAUGCAAGCUGCAUCUGGCAGACUGAGGUAGAAGCUAAAAUAUAGGCAUCAAAGAUGCACACACACACACACACACACACACACACACACACACACACUAGUGAUUCUGAAGUUAAUACUCAUAGGGGUGCAGCAGUAAUGCUUCCACUACAUUUGUGCUAAGAAAUGUUUCAGCUGCUAUACCACAUUCUGGUUAUUUUGUAUAGAUUCAUAAAUGACAUUCCAGAUCUGAGUGAACAAAUACUGUUUAUGAUCAUAAGUUUAUUAUUUUGACAGCCUGAGUGACUUGGCAAUGUAAUAUCACUGCUUACUUUUUUAAAUCAAAUUUGAAUGUUUCAUAUUUUAUGAUUUUACUUAUGUAAAGAUGAAAGCUUGUUUAUUUGUACAUUUUGCCAUUUUAGCACUAGUUAUAACAUUAAUGUGAAAUUUAAAAUUAUUGCAGAUAUUUGCUCAAGGAAGAUGUAGUAAUUGCCAACUGGCACACUGAAAUGUGGAUUAUAAAUCUGUUAGGAUAUAAUUAUUAAUACUGUGGUGGUAGUGCAAUGAGUCUACACUGACACAUUGCAGAAUGGUGUGCAUGUUAUUAUUGCUCUCCAUAUUUCACAGCAGAUGAUGAUGAUAUGGUAUUUGAAUGGUACAAAGAUGUAUUCCAAAUUGCAUAUAUGUAUGAAAUGCAUUUUCCUGGAAAAAUGUAAAGGAGGGUGAUAGAAUUUUGAUAUUAAAGUUAAAAUGUUCUUUUCAUUGGAGUAUUGUUACAGUUUUUUUUUUUUUUUUUUUUUGAGUAUUCAUGAAUUGAUAACUUAUUAGCUUUACUCUGAAUAAUUAUUGAUGUGAAAAGAACACUGAGGAAUAGAAUAGCAGUAUCUCAAUAUCCACAUUCUCUUCAGGUAUUUAAAGGCAUAAGUUAAAGCCAUUAUCAGUCAUACAGAACAUGAUCAUGUUUAUAUUUUGUAGUGCAGAUGCUUCUAUUAUGUAGAUCUACAGUUGCAAUUAAUCAUUUUGGCUCUCUGGUUCAGCUGCACUAAAUGUCACUGAAAUGUUCAUCAUCAUACAGCACCUCAAAUCAUUCAGUCAUUCUCUUUCAUAUCCACACUAACCAUGAACUUCACACUUUGGUGGCACAGUACACUACAGAACAGUAGGUCCUCUCUUAUUCUUCUACAAUAUGUUGUUUUGUUCUGCUGUCAGCAUGUUCGGUGUGGAGACAUGAGGUUAGAAUAUGACACAGGAAGACAGGGAAGGGCUACAGAAAAGGUGGAUAUGAAGGAGGAGAAAAAAGUAUGAGGAAAGAAUAACAGUAGGAUGUAGUAUAAUGGAAUGAGGGAUUGUGGAAGAAAUGGCGAUGGCAAGGACGUUACUUGAUGGAAGAUUAUUUCUGUGAUAUACUUAAAUCAUCAUCAUUGCCAUCAUUAUCAUCAUCAUCAUUAGUUGCUUCCAUCAACCUCCUCUUCUUGCUGCCCAUCUGUUCCAGAGCACCACUUCUUUCCAUCCAGCCUUCCCUUAUUUUGUCAUUCCAAGGUUGCUAUUAUGUUUACUAAUUGUCCAUCUGUUAUCUUUGCAAUGCAUGGCAUAUCCUGCCCAUGCUCUUUUUCUUUGAACUUUUGUCAGUGUCCUCAACUUUAGUGUAUUUCCAAGUCCAUGUAAUACCAACCAUUAUUCACUUUCCCUUACCUUCUGGACACACUGACAUUCCAUUCCAAUGUACUUUGUGAGACUCAAGAUUUAUGAUCCAAGCACACUGGAAUUGCUUGAAUCCGCUUUCUAUAAACUUUUAAUGAUAGUGAGAUAAGUUUUUGUAAUUAAUGCUAUUUACUUAUUUAUUCUCAUGAUUUCUUUCCUUAAUCUAGAUGUGUACUAAUUUUCUGUCUUGAUGAUGUAUUCAUGGAUACUUUGUUACUUCAUCCUCGACUUCAUGCUUGUGGUCUAAUGUGUAAUUAUUAAAUAUAACUUUUUUUUCUCUCUUUAUAUUAACUUUCAGAACUACUUAUCAACUAUGUGUAUGUGUAAUGGCAAAAUUUAUCUGCUGUAGUUCAUGUUUUACUCAGCCAUCAAAACAACAUAUUUGGGUACCAUAAUUAUAUUGUUCUAAAGUAUAUUCCGUAUUUAAUGGCAUAUAGGACGCAUGAACACAUAAGACACACUCCCAUUUCAGCAGAUCAGAUUCAGGAAAAAGUUUUUAGUGUAUUUAAGCAUAUAUUGUUGAAAGCAGCUUAGCAGCAUAUUACACAAGCAAAGCACAAGCACAAGCCAACAUUGCUAUAUAAAAGCAAGUUGGCAGUACAGACCAGCAACAAGCAUAAGCAAAAUAUCUCAAUAGUAUUGUAAUUGUAAUUUAUUUUGUGCAUUUAUAACAAAUCUAUGAAAUUCUAAUAUUUUUCUUCAUAAUCAGCAGGCAUUUGCUGUGCAAUAGAUGUUUUUGUAUGCACUGAUAAACCCUGCCAUUUCAUAAACCUAUAACACCAACCUUAUGUUCCUACAAAAUUCUGUAUUCCUCAUUGUUCUGCUAUUUUCCUGGCCUUAUGAAUUAUCAUUUUGGUAGAAACACUUCUCCCUGAAUUUCUCUUAUUUAUCACCUACAUUUUUAUGUAAACCUCAAGUUCUGGCCAAUGUGGGGCUGGGCAAUGAAGGUUAUGUUUACCUUUCCUUGUGCUCUUCAUUUGGUCUUCUUGCUGUCACCAGACACUUAUUUUUUUCUGUAGGUGGUGUCCUAAAAGCCCUUGCUGCUGCUCUAUUGCCAUGCUCCUUGGAAUAAUCUACCACUUGUAGUUUAUAGGAGAUUGUGUAGCUUGAUCUUUUUCCUCCUGCUGCCAUAACGGUGAGGGUGUUGGUGUGUUUUGUUAUGAUCAUUGUCAAAUGGUUGCUGGCAUCAAGUCAGAGUUCCAAUGAGCUGAUAUUUAUAAACAUGUGUCACAGCCUCACAGGUUAGGUUGCUUUCAUUUUUAUGAUAAUUUGUUUUUAAAGUAAUAAUACUGGUAAUAAUAAUAAUACCAGCAAUAAAAUAAUGAUGCAUGGAGUAAAGGUAGGUAGAAGUACUGAUCAUAAGCUAGGUUAGUGAGUGUCAGGGAGAUGAUUAGCCUUCAGGAGGUCUUAACUUUGCAUAUUAGAUGCAGGGCUAUUUUUUUAGCAAAAAAUUUGGGAAAAA
Scylla paramamosain (green mud crab) is the source of this 3974-nucleotide messenger RNA. RefSeq names its product glutamine amidotransferase-like class 1 domain-containing protein 1. Gene Ontology annotation, cellular component: cytoplasm. Gene Ontology annotation, molecular function: glyoxalase III activity. The record is from RefSeq and is a predicted model, not a curated record. The transcript is spliced from 7 exons. NCBI's taxonomy places the organism in Eukaryota, Metazoa, Arthropoda, Malacostraca, Decapoda, Portunidae. Bases 280 to 825 code for a protein of 181 amino acids.